CCGUCUCGCCAGUGCCAUAGCAACCAGAGCAGGCAUCAACUCAACAUGGAGAAGGCUCCUUUGAUGACAAUGAAGAUGAGUCUCUGAUGUCAUCUAAGCAGCCUUCUUUAUUAAGAAGAGCUGGAUCCAAAGACACACCCACAACUCCAGCUUGAUCCCGUGGAACAAGUCUAGGUCCUUAUCAUCAGAGAUUACAGAAUCAAGAGCAGGAAUUGUCUCCUAAUUUUCUCAUCCUGUUCUUCAUACAGCAUCUUUAUUGCCAUGGCAGCCGCCAAAGCAACGACUGUGAAAGAAGCAUUGGCCAAAUGGGAGGAAACUUCAGGGGAGAAAGCAUGCGAUGCCAUAGCAGUAAAGCUGUAUUAUCAGGUUCCUUCUAUAGAGAAGAUGGAUGCUUCUCUCUCCACACUCAUCAACUGCGAACAACUGUCUCUGUCCACAAACUGCAUAGAGAAAAUAACCAACCUCAAUGGCCUGAAGAAACUGAAAAUAUUGUCAUUAGGAAGAAAUAACAUAAAGGCACUAAAUGGGCUGGAGGCAGUGGGAGACACAUUGGAAGAGUUGUGGAUCUCCUAUAACUUGAUAGAGAAACUGAAGGGAGUCCAGUGCAUGAAGAAACUGAAAAUCCUCUACAUAUCCAACAAUCUGGUGAAGGAAUGGGGUGAGUUUUCGAGGCUAGCUGAACUACCGUGCCUCGUGGACAUGGUGUUUAUUGGAAAUCCCCUGGAGGAGAAGUAUUCAACCGAGGGAACUUGGAUGGAGGAAGCGUCUAAAAGGCUUCCCAACCUGAAGAAACUAGAUGGAAACCCAGUCAUCAAACAGGAAGAGGAUGAAGGAGAGGAAGAAAGCUGAGAAGAAUGACUAUCUCCAAAGUUACAACCUACUAAGAGUCUUCCCUUUGGAAUCUUUGUUUUUUGUUAUGCUUUGUUAUUGGUGUUGUUUAUAUAAAAUAUGAUUCUAUUCUCAAAUCUGUUGAAGAUCAACAAGCACAAAAACAACCAACAAAUACACAGAAUGUUUAUCGUUGAAAAUAACUAUUAAACUAACAAUACUUCAGGCCUUGGUAGCAGAAAGGGUUUUUUAAGGCAUGAAAAGCACAUUUCUUAAUGCUAUUUACAACAUUAGCGUUAUGAUUUUGUUUUUUACUACUCCUUCAAAGUAUGAAGAAUUUCAUAGCUAAUACUAAUAUUUCAUACUGCCCAUGAUUUUAAAUUCCUCAACCCUCAUAGACUGAAGUAAAGCAAAGUAUAGCACACCGAUUUGUGAGAAGAGACAUUUGUGUGGACCAUAUCAUGAAAGGCUAUUUUUUAAAUGCGAGUUACUAUUAAUAUUAUUAUAAAUGUGAUUGUAUUCUGCUCUAAAAGGAGCAUGCAUUGUUAUAACAAAUUAUGUUUAUUAUUUUGAAGUGUUUUAAAUUUAUUUUCAUGUUUUAAAUUAUUAUAUUAGACAUGUUUCUACUUAC
Limanda limanda (common dab) is the source of this 1459-nucleotide messenger RNA. It is a transcript of the gene dnal1, whose product is annotated as dynein, axonemal, light chain 1. Gene Ontology annotation, cellular component: cytoplasm. Bases 262 to 849 code for a protein of 195 amino acids. The transcript has 9 exons. Gene Ontology annotation, molecular function: protein kinase binding. The record is from RefSeq and is a predicted model, not a curated record. Lineage: Eukaryota; Metazoa; Chordata; Actinopteri; Pleuronectiformes; Pleuronectidae.